This is a messenger RNA of Tilletiaria anomala UBC 951, 1023 nucleotides long. Its product is annotated as protein-L-isoaspartate O-methyltransferase. NCBI's taxonomy places the organism in Eukaryota, Fungi, Basidiomycota, Exobasidiomycetes, Georgefischeriales, Tilletiariaceae. The transcript is spliced from 2 exons. Gene Ontology annotation, molecular function: protein-L-isoaspartate (D-aspartate) O-methyltransferase activity. The coding region runs from base 307 to 1023 and encodes 238 amino acids. Gene Ontology annotation, biological process: protein modification process. Gene Ontology annotation, cellular component: cytoplasm. The record is from RefSeq and is a predicted model, not a curated record.
GGUACCUCGCACCAAGAGUCAUACUGGUUACUGCGCAAGUACACAAUGUGUGGGGCAUAGUCGUCCCUUGGCUUACGCCUCCUGUUCAACCCUCUGACUUGAGGUCCAUGGUCGCGACCGCUAUCAAGCGGCGAGGCUCCUUGGUGGACGUGCAAAAGAGGCGGAGCGGACCCUCGGAGCCAACGCUACUCGCUGCCAGCCCCAACACCUUGUCGUGGCACUCGGCGUCGAGGCGCACGAUAGGGACAAAUUGCUGCCCUUUGACCUACCUCUUCCCCUGCGAACGGAAGGAAUAGGUUUAGCAAAAUGGCCUGGCGCUCCACCGGCGCGACGAACGCCGAGCUGGUCGCAAACAUGCAAAGCGCAGGGCUGAUCAAGUCGUCAUGCGUCGCGCAAGCUUUUGCACAGACCGACCGCGCGCACUACGUCAAAGAGCACAGUAGGGCGUACGAGGAUGCGCCAUCGAGCAUCGGAUACAGCGCGACGAUAAGCGCACCGCACAUGCACGCGUACGCUGCCGAGUCGCUGCAGUCCUCUAUCAGGCAGGGCAAGGCGGUGCUCGACAUCGGCUCAGGGUCGGGAUACACGGCGGCCAUCUUCCACCGCAUGCUUGAACGUGAAGGCGGACAUGGCAAGGUCGUUGGGAUCGAGCACAUACGAGAACUCGUGGAACAGAGCAAAAGAAACCUGAAAGCCGAUGGACUAGCACCGCAGCUCGAACAAGGCCAUAUACAGAUGGUCUGUGGCGACGGAAGGCUCGGCUGGCCGGAAGACGCACCGUACGGUGCUAUUCAUGUCGGUGCCGCCGCUCCGAACAUCACCGAGGCGCUUGUGCAGCAGCUGGACAAAGGUGGCAAGAUGUUCAUCCCUGUUUCAGAGGACGCAGUGCUCGGAAGGGGUGAUCAGUACAUCUGGGAAGUGGAGAAGGACGAACAAGGGGUGGUGCGUAAGCGUAAGGUGAUGGGUGUGAUGUACGUUCCUCUCACCGAUGCAGAAAGGCAACGCUCCCUUUACACCAUUUGA